AUGGAAAAUGACAUUUUAUGCAUAAUUAAUGAUCAUUUUGCAUUUGCACACACACACACACAAAAACACAUACACACACACAGACACACGCACAUGCACAUGCACAUGCACACGCAUAUGCACAUGCACGCAAAUAUGCAAAAAUAUACGUGCAAACAUACGCAUGUACAUACACAUACAUAUACACACAGGCACAUGCACACACACAUACACACACACACACACACACAUAGACGAACAUGCAAACGUACGUGUAUACAUAUACACCAUGCACACAUACACAUGCAUGCAUAUUUCGAAUAUACAUGCGAACAUACACACAUGCACACACAUGGACAAACAUGCAAACAUGCAAAU
Messenger RNA from Loa loa (African eye worm), 357 nucleotides. RefSeq lists its product as hypothetical. The record is from RefSeq and is a predicted model, not a curated record. The transcript has a single exon. NCBI's taxonomy places the organism in Eukaryota, Metazoa, Nematoda, Chromadorea, Rhabditida, Onchocercidae. The annotation marks the transcript as partial.